GUCAGGUGAUAUGCAAGGAGCCGGAGAUUUAUGUAAUGUUAUAGGCUACUGUGCGAAUAGCUCGCCCAUUCCGGAUGUCGGGCUGUAUGAUUACUAUUGAUCAUUUCGGUUUCGCUAGCUGCUCGGGGGGAAUUCAGUACCCCUUGAACAGAACAGCUCCACUCCCUCAGCAAUCGCUUGGAUGAGGGUCGUUCUCCGUGACGUUUCUUUAAACCGGCGUCUGUCGUCUUCGCGAGGGUUGUAGAGACGACUGAAGUGAACUGCGCCUAGCUGCGUGCAGCUUCCCCGUUUGCUCGGGCUACAGUCAUUGCGUGCUUAGCCCUGCCAAGUUAGCAGGUUAGCAGAUAUAACGAACGAUGGCUGAGUGCGGGAGGAAGGCGCAGUCUCUUCUGCAGGCUGCCCGCUCCCGCUACGAAAGCUUGCAGAUUUCGGAUGAUGUUUUCGGUGAAUCUGGAGAGGACAGCAGCGAGAAUCCCUUCUAUAGCACCUCAGGUGAUUCCAACUCGGAUAACUACACAUCAGAAAGCAACGGGGACGAGCUACGCGGGUCUGAGACUGUGGACAGCCAAUCUGGAGAUGUCCCCGAUUCGGUUUCAAAUGCUCCAGCAGAGGAAGAGGGCUGGAGCGACGCCCUCCGAGAAAUCACGAUCCCUCCGUACAAAGAUACCUGUGGUCCCACACAGAAGAUGCCAGCCACUGCCACUGCGUUGGACUUCUUCCAGCUCUUUGUGCCAGACAAUGCCAUCCACAACAUGGUGACACAGACCAACAUGUACGCCAAGAAGUACCAGGAGCGCUUUGGGAGCGACGAGAGCUGGCAGAGCGUGACGACGGCGGAGAUGAAGGCUUUCCUGGGGUUCAUGACGUCCACCAGCGUUCAGCGCUGCGAGUCCGUGCUCAGCAUCUGGAGCUCUGGCUUCUUCAGCAACAAAAGCAUCGCGCCCCAGAUGAGCCAGGCCCGCUUCGAGAGGAUCCUCAAGUACUUCCACAUAGUGGCCUUCCGCUCCAGCCACGGCAGCCAGGGGCUCUACAAGAUCCAGCCCUUCCUGGACUCUGUGCAGCAAGCCUUCAGCUGCACCUUCCGACCCUCCCAAACGCAGGUUCUCCACGAGCCCCUUAUUGACGAGGACCCCGUCUUCAUCACCUCAUGUACGGAGCGAGAGCUGAGGAAGAGGAAGAAGAGGAAGUUCAGCCUCUGGGUGCGGCAGUGCACUGCCACAGGCUUCAUCAGCCAGGUGUAUGUGUACCUGAAGGAGGGCCCUGGGCCAGACGGAGUUGACGCUCUGAAGAACAAGCCACAGCUCCACAGCCUGGUGGCCAAACAGCUGUGCCACAACCUGUCCGGCCGCAACGCCAUCAUCUUCACCGGACCCAGCAUCACCAGUCUCAGCCUGUUCACAGAGUUCCAGAAGCAGGAUAUCUACUGCUGUGGGCUUCUGAGCACCAGGAAGAGCGACUGCACAGGGCUUCCCCCAUCCAUGCUGUCCAACCCAGAGACGGCUCAGCACCGGGGCCAGUCCCACAUCAAGAUGAGGGGCACCAUGUCCCUGAUCUCCUGGCACAACAAAGCCACCUUCCGCUUCCUAACCAACGCCUAUCCACCCAGCAAGCAAGGGGUGAUCAUUAAGAGGAAGAGUGGGGAGAUUGCGUGCCCCCUCGCUGUGGAAGCCUUCGCCGCACACCUGAGCUACAUCUGCAAGUACGACGACAAGUACAGCAAGUACUUCAUUUUCCACAAGCCAAACAAGACAUGGCAGCAGGUCUUCUGGCUGACGGUCAGCAUCGCCAUCAACAACGCCUACAUCCUGUACAAGAUGUCCGACGCCUACCACGUCAAGCGCUACAGCCGGGCACAGUUUGGAGAGAGACUUGUGAGGGAGUUGCUGGAUCUGGAAGACUGCUCUCCCACACAGUGAAGGACUGGACACACACCAGCGCACUCAAUCUCUCACUUUCACUUUCUUUCGUUCAAUCACACACAGAUAUGAACUCACUCAUACACACACAAGCACUCAUGCAACAACUCACUCACACAACUGACAGUCAGUCUCUCACACACGCACACACAAGCCUCUCUGCUGAAGCACCCCUUUCAGAGCACUUGGGUACGAUGAGUUUCCUCCUGAU
Messenger RNA from Conger conger (European conger), 2127 nucleotides. RefSeq names its product piggyBac transposable element-derived protein 5-like. NCBI's taxonomy places the organism in Eukaryota, Metazoa, Chordata, Actinopteri, Anguilliformes, Congridae. Gene Ontology annotation, cellular component: nucleus. The record is from RefSeq and is a predicted model, not a curated record. Gene Ontology annotation, biological process: non-replicative DNA transposition. The transcript has 7 exons. The coding region runs from base 357 to 1916 and encodes 519 amino acids. Gene Ontology annotation, molecular function: transposase activity.